AUAAUACGAAGAAAAACAUGCAAUUCGUGAUAUUGUUUUGUGCUCUGAUCGCCACAGUAAGCAGCACGCCUUUGGAUGACUACGUGUGGAAAGACGAUGGCUAUUUCAAAUACGAGCUUCUUCGAGAUCGAACGUACAAAUCUCCAGGCGUUACGUCAUACACGCUAAAUAUGACGUCACAGAGAUGGCUGACAGAUGCUGAUACAACCAGGUCAAUAUGGUGGCAUUAUUUGAUCAUUAACAUUCCCGAUGUGUUCGAUCCUGCCAUGGAAAAUAGUGGAUACUUGCUUAUUGACGGCGGGGGUAACACAGACACUCCCCCGGAUACUACAGAUACAUUUGUUGAAUUUAUGAGUCUGAUUGCAGUAUCGACGGGAAGCGUAACUGCGGAUUUGAAACAAAUUCCAAAUGAGCAUUUGAUGUUCAAAGAAGACCCUGAAAAGAAAUCACGAACGGAAGAUGGAAUAAUCGCGUAUACCUGGAGACAUUUCAUCGACGAUCCUACAAAGCCAGAAUGGCUUCUACGUAUGCCCAUGACAAAAGCAUCAGUGAAGGCAAUGGAUGCAGUUACUGAUUUCGUCAACAAAACUGUUGGAAAAGUCGUUGAAAACUAUUGUGUUGGCGGUGCAUCUAAGCGUGGAUGGACUACUUGGACUACCGGCGCCGUUGAUUACAAACGAGUGAAAUGCAUUACUCCAAUUGUCCUUGACGUAUUGAACAUGGUUCCGAAUCUCCAUCAUCAUUACCGAGCAUACGGUGGAUGGUCUUUUGCAAUGGAGGAUUAUUACGAACAGAAUAUAACAAGAGAUUUAGAUCACCCUAACACACAGAAAAUGGCAGAUAUUGUGGAUCCCAUUUCUUACAAAGAUCGUCUGACUAUGCCUAAGAUGAUAUUUAAUUCUGGUGGUGACGAAUUCUUUCUUCCUGAUGAUUCUCAUUACUAUUUGACUGAGAUGGAAGGACCAACUUACGUGAAUAUGUUACCAAAUGCUGAACAUUCUUGUGCUGGGCACGAAUUGCAACUUUUCUUCAACAUAAAAGCGUUUUAUGUUAGUGUUAUGAAGGGGUUCACACUUCCACAAGUGUCUUGGACAUUUGCAAGUACAGCAACCGGUGGAAUUAUUGAAGUAACCAUGGAUACCAAACCUGUACUUGUCAGAUAUUUCCACGCUGUUUCGGAAUCUAAAACGAGGAGAGAUUUUCGUCUUCUCAAAGGAGGCCCCAACGGACCAACGCCUCAGGUUAAUUUGUGGGCUCACGCAAACGCUACUAAAAUAGAUGAAUUCCAUUACAAAGCAGAAAUAGAUAAUCCUUUCCAAGGUGGAUGGAGAGCUUUCUUUAUACAGAUGACAUUCCCUGGGCCUGAUGGGACUCACUUUGAAUGCACAACAGAAACCAACAUCAUACCAAGUAUCUUUCCAUUUCCAGAAUGUUAUGGGGACAACUGCUAUGGUACUUUGGUCUAAACUGUCUGCACCACUAAA
This is a messenger RNA of Styela clava, 1484 nucleotides long. Its product is annotated as autocrine proliferation repressor protein A-like. The record is from RefSeq and is a predicted model, not a curated record. Lineage: Eukaryota; Metazoa; Chordata; Ascidiacea; Stolidobranchia; Styelidae.